Molecule: messenger RNA, 3384 nt
Organism: Sycon ciliatum
Lineage: Eukaryota; Metazoa; Porifera; Calcarea; Leucosolenida; Sycettidae
Product: sedoheptulokinase-like
Exons: 3
Coding region: 156-2618 (820 amino acids)
Biological process (GO): phosphorylation; glycerol metabolic process
Cellular component (GO): cytosol
Molecular function (GO): sedoheptulokinase activity
Source: RefSeq, a predicted model, not a curated record
GACUGACUUUGACGAGAUUUGUUGCAGCCACUUCUGUGUGCGGUGUUGUUUGUGUUUGUUUGGUGGGCUUUUCGCAAGCGUAGAACUCAUCCUCGGCAAGAGAUUUCGCCGCCCAUCUGCUGGCUGUUGUUGACUCACAGCUCUAAGACAGCAGGAUGGAUCCCGAGUCCUACGUCCUAGGUAUAGACCUGGGCACGACAUCCGUGAAAGUGGCGGUCGUGGAUGCAUUGAAUCGUCAAUGUGUGCAUCGCUCCAUGGCUGAUACGAGUGCUGUGGUUCCGAAUGCGGAGGUAAAGCGCUCCAAAGAGCAGAACGUGACAAUGAUUUUCGCCACUCUCGACUCCCUGGUGUCGUCCGUGCCUGCACAGCACAAGGAGAAAAUCCGUAUGGUGUCUGUCUGCGGCCAGAUGCAUGGUUGUGUUCUCUGGGGUAAUAACCAUGAUAACGAAGUGAGUGAUGCUCGGAACGCCAGCUCAGCUGAGUCCAGUGCUGCUAAGGACAGCGGUACAGAAGAGCGGAAGUGUGCAGGCGACGAGCAGGCGCAGGAUUCGUCUGAGAGCGCCAGCAGCAGCAGCAAGGAUGCUGUGAAGGUGUCGAGUGAGCCAGGUCGUCUGUCCCUGCCACUGUCCACCCCUGUCAACCUGGUGGCGGACAACCUGGGCAAGAACACGAGCGAGGGAGAGGCCACCACGCCGACAACAUCCACGGCGCUCUCACCCACUGCGGGUAGUAGUGACGCUGCAGCAGCACCGGCCGCGGGCAGUAUAGCAUCACUGGCCGCUUCACCGCUGCUGCAGGCCAUGCCGCGCGUCAUCUCCACGCUGGUGACGUGGGAGGACGGGCGCUGCGACACGGCGUUCCUCAACUCGCUGCCGACGCCGAGCAACGGCCGCCUGAGCACCGGCUUUGGCUGUGCCACGUUAGCCUGGAUGCACCGGCACGCCAGCGAGGCCUGGGUGCAGCAGAUGUGCGCCGCGGGGACGGUGAUGGACCUGCUGGUGGCGUGCCUGACGUCGCAGCAGGAUGCGCCCGUCAUGUCCGAGCAGUGCGCGGCUAGCUGGGGCUACUACAACUGGGAAGACCGGCAGUGGGAUCUGGACGCGCUGCGCGACGCGGGCUUUCCGACGCGAUUCCUGCCUCGCACGUCCCCGGCCGCAGCUACAGCUGGUCAGCUACAGUGGAUGUGGCAUGGUAUCCGCACCGGAACUCCCGUAUCCAUAGCUAGUGGCGAUAUGCAGUGUGGUGUGUACGCUGCCAUGCAUCGCAACUCUCAAGCCGUUCUAAACAUUGGGACGUCGGCGCAAGUGGCGUGUUUGUUACCCAAAGGUCACCAGCUGCCCGCGACGAGCACGACAACGGCUGCUGUAGCCAGUACUGGCAGCAGUGCUGCUGGUGGUUCUGCUGCCGCUGCAGCAGGUACAGCAAGGACGUCAUCGGCACAACCGUCAUCCAGCAGUGCGACCAGCAGCACCACGCCAAACCAUGUCAACACGGCUGCCGGCAAGACUGCAGCUGCAGCAGCGAGCUCUGUGGAGAGUGCUGCAGCGACCCCAGCGGAUGCGUCCGCAGCAUCCGAACCAUCUAACGGCUCGGAUUCUUCACCUUCGGUACCAGCGUCAGCCACAGCAGGCGGAUCAAGCUCAUCAUCCUCCUCUCCGGUCCCGACCAGCCCGACCGGUACUCCCAAGAUUUCUCUUGCGUCCGCCACAUCAUCCGGCCGCCAAUCGCCGUCGACCUGUAGCCGUGGCGACACGACGCAGUGUAAAUCCUGCCAUUCUGCGACCAGCGCCGCCACCGCAGCGGAUGCUGACGGCAGCGCCAAGGCGACGAGUCCCACUGCCUGUAACCAUAGCAACGGUGGCGGCGCUCAUCACGUGGCAGCCGCAUCAGCCAGUGGCGGUAGUGGCUCGCCCAGUGACCUCACUGCACGACUCAGCAAGCUCAAGCUGGGCAAGAACGGCAAGGCCACGUCCUCCUCUUCCUCCAUUGGCAGUACGGAAAGUGAAGCAUCCGUGUCGGCCGCGGCAUCCAUCCCACCACUCGAGAGCUGGCCGUAUUUCUUUGACCAGCGACUAGCGGUGGCGGCAUCGCUCAACGGCGGCAACGUGCUCAUGUCGUUUGUAGAGAUGCUGCAGGCGUGGGUAGCCGAGCUCUGCGCCGUGGCUCCACACACCGACGACGUGUUUGCGCAUCUCAUCACGGCCGGCCAGCGACGUAUCCGCGAGGGGGCGUCGUCGCGCGGCGACGUGAUCGUGGUGCCGCGCUUCUUCGGCGAGCGCCACCGUCCGCAGAGCAGAGCCAGCGUACGAGAGCUUUCGCCGACCAGCACCUCGCUCGGCGGCAUCUUCACCGCCCUGUGCCGCGGACUGAUCAAGAACCUCAACGACAUGAUGCCGGUGUCGUUCCUCAAGGAGUGCCACGUCGACUGCCUGGUAGGCACCGGCACUGCCCUGCUUCGCAACGGAGUACUCCAGGCCGCCGUCGUUGAGAGUUACGGCAUGCGCGUCGAAGCCGUUCCCGUUGACGACGCCACCGUCGGUUCAGCGCUCGGCGCCGCCUUGGCUGCCAUCGAUACGGUCGCCCAGGCAACGCAGCAGCCGUCGCCGAAGAAGAAGUAGAGAUACGUUGGUUUGCAUCGCCGCUGACAUCGCCACUGUGUGUGUGUUUGUUUGCUUAGCUGCGAUGCGAUAUGGCCGUGCUUGUCUGGUAAUCUGGUUCGCUGGCAUCGUUGCUCGUAAUCAAGUCUGCUGGUCGCUUCGACCCCCUGCUGCCUGGAGCUCUAAAUCAAGCACAUGCAUAUACGCACACCCACCGCCGUUUUCGUCCGCACUCAGCCCAUUGUCUUUUUGCCGCCAUGUCUCUCUCUCUCUCUCUCUCUCUCUCAGAAUGUCUGACUUCUACUUUCUUAUAUCUCCGGCGCUUACUGUUGUCGCCAUGGCAGUGUCGCCAUGGCGAUACUAGUAGUGACGCCCUGGUGUUGGUUGUGAUAGUGGUAGUCGUUGUUGUCCUCAUUCUGUGUGUUUUCGUUGUUGUCAUGGCAAUGAGCGCAUGGCGAAAGUGUGCGUACGUGUAUAAUGCUCUUUUCAUACAGUGUUAUGUUGCCAAGGAGACCUGCCAUCCCCGUUCGUUGACUGAAAUUCUCAGUGCCAUCUCAGCUUCAUCGUGCCGAUUCUACCAAAUUAAUGUUUUUGUCGCAUCUUGUUUUUGUCUUUUCUUAUUCUGCAGCCAGCUCAGGUUCGGCCUAGCUUGCCAUAACAUCUCUUUCUUUUUUUCUGCUCCCAUGACAUCGAAAGCUCAUUCACUCCCAUACCCUUAGUGCAGCACAGCUGUAGUACCUGAUGUGUUUUAAUAUUUCUAAGAAACUGCCAAGAUCGCAAACCUAUA